ACAGUUCCAACUCACGCAUAACCCAUUUCAUACAGUCCAGCACAGGCGGCUGGGACACUCUACAGAAUGAGUGACGAAGGCCAGACAAUCGCUUCAACCCAAAGUAUCGUGCUGGAUUUGCCGCCGAGCUGUGUCGAGUUUUCCCAAACGCACCCCUCCUACUUCGUUGUCGGAACCUAUAACUUGCAGAAGGACGACAAGGUGGAAACAAAGCCCGAUGCCUCCGGAGACGACGAGAGUUCUUUCGAGCACGGAGAGGUGACCGCGGCAAAGAAGACGCAGAAUCGCAAUGGCACCCUCGUCGUGUUCAAGCUCGUGGAUGCAACGAUGCAUCAUGUCCAGGUAGUCUCACAGCCAUCUGCGAUCCUAGACCUUCACUUCUGCCCCAUCGUUGGCAAGCAAGACAUUCUAGCAGUGGCAUCCAGCACAGGCACGCUCGCUAUUAUGCGACUGGACCCAACAUCUGACGAGUCCUCGCCGCUGAAGCACAUCGCGACGAGCACAUUCCCUGAUACCCCUGACGGUGUCCUUUUCCUGUCUCUCGCCUGGCACCCGUCAGACCCCAAGGUCCUUGCUGUCACGACCUCAUCGAAUGACGUCUGUCUUGUGCGUCUUGACGAUGACUGGAAAAUAAUUCAGGAUGACCCGUACCCUGUCCUUACCCACUCACUCGAAGCCUGGACUGUCGCGUUCACCCCGCCUACAGCUUCCAACGAGGAUGGACGAACAGAGGACGACCUCACGGUGUACUCGGGAGGUGAUGAUUCCGCCCUUCGAUACGUCGCCUUGGGCGCCACGGGACUAAGCGAAGAGAGCCGAUUCGGCCUCCUAUUCCCGCCCCUCAAGCUGGAUGCGCACGAUGCAGGUGUGACGGCCAUCCUGCCGACGUCUUGCCAUCUUCACGAUGGGUCCAGGAUCGUGCUCACGGGAAGCUACGACGACACGUUCCGCAUUCUCGCGGUUCACUCGCCUCGCAAGACCUACGGAGCUCGCAAGUACAGCCGCGUUGCCGAAGAAUAUCUGGGAGGCGGUGUGUGGAGGCUGAAGCUGAUGCAAGCGCGCCAGGAGGAAGACGAAUGGCACGCUACGGUCCUGGCUUCAUGUAUGCAUGCAGGAGCGAGGGUGCUGGAGGUAAGAGGCUCUCUGGAUGGUCAGAAUUGGGAUAUCAAGGUGCUUUGUCGGUUUGAGGAGCACAAGAGCAUGAACUACGGCAGUGAUUUCGUGCCAGGGACUGGUGUCAGCUCACAGCCACUGGUCUGCGUGUCUACAAGCUUCUACGAUAAAUUGCUGUGUUUGUGGAGAUUUGAGACAAGCUGA
Molecule: messenger RNA, 1317 nt
Organism: Verticillium alfalfae VaMs.102
Lineage: Eukaryota; Fungi; Ascomycota; Sordariomycetes; Glomerellales; Plectosphaerellaceae
Exons: 2
Coding region: 67-1317 (416 amino acids)
Molecular function (GO): protein binding
Source: RefSeq, a predicted model, not a curated record